CCGCUCGGCGCUCUAGUCAUUCUAAAUCGACGCCUGGCUGACUGCAGACGCGCUCCUCGGAUCGAAUCGCCAUCGUAUCGGUUCAUUCGGUUUAGUCGGUUUGGUUUAAUCAAGUGUCGACCGCUCUAAUCAUUAAUUAAGUGUCUUAAGAAAAUAAUUCCAAUUUGGCUAUCGAAACGGGUUUCCAUCUACUGCAUGUGCCAGUGACUAUGUUUUUGCGGUCGGCUCAUUUGUGAAAAAGAAAAAUCGUUUGCAGUCAGUUAGAUUUUCACCUGAAUUGAAAUCAAGUGUAAUUAUCACACCGGCAACAUGGAAUCCACGACACCAGCAUUAAGCCUGUUGAUGCUGGGAAAUGCAACUUCUGCGACCAUUCCAAAGGCCCUCUAUGCAAAUCGGAAUCGUUUGAUCUUUGGGGCCAUUGUCAUGGUUUUGGGCGUUUUAGGCAAUUCCCUGGCCCUCUUUAUUUUGGCGCGCAAAAAGCACAACAAAAACAGCAAAUACACGCUCAUGUUGCGAUGCCUUGCCACUAACAAUCUAGUAGCUUUGCUGGGAAUGCUGACCACAACGCUGCUGAAAAUCUACCUUUCGCAGGAGGUCCUGCAGUCCUUCGUUCGACUGGACUGUGUGGGUCAUGUGGUGUGGAGGUUCUUUGGCCUGAGUUCCGGGUGCAUUGCAGCGGUCAUGGCAGCGGAGAGGUGGAUGGCCCUGGCAAGACCCUUCAUUUAUCACAAGCACAUCACCUACGAGCUGAUUCGCAAGAGCAUUAAUAGCAUACUGAUUGUGGCCGUGAUCAUCACGUUCCUGCCAUUUGUUGGGUUUGGCGCCUACAUCGAUGAAUCGGAUCCGGAUAAGCUAAAGUGCAUACGAUAUCGCGAUGCGGAGGGAGUGUGGAACAAGUCGUAUGCGGUGCUCUUUAUGGUCUUUGGUACCUUGUUAUGCAUCGUGAUAGUGGCGUGCAACCUGUUUGUGGCCCACACGUUGCUCUGUGUGAUUGGUAGGAGUCGAACGGCCAAGCGGCACAUGCACUACGACCUGGUCAGAGAUAAGGCCAGUACGAUAAGUAUCGAUCCGGAGAGUAGCAGUGGCACCACCCUCUACCAGACACAGCUCAGUUCCGGAAGCGGAGGUAGCCAUCGCAGUGCCCAGCCCGCGAGGCAGUUCCGGCACAGCGUCAGUGUCACAAUGGCGGCCACGGACUCCUCCCCGGUGGAGAUCAAGUUCGCCAAGUUGAUGGCCUUCCUUAGCAUCUCUUUUGUCAUCUGCUGGAUGCCACAGAUGAUCGCAAUCCCGUUGGCCAUUGCCCCAGACCGGGUGCCCGCCUCGAAUAAAUUCUUCAUCAUCGCCGACGUGCUCACGGCUCUGCACUUUACCUCAGAUCCGUACGUCUACGUGCUGAGUCGCUCCAAGUCGAUCAACUGGUCGUUGCUGGGCUGCAUCAAGCGCUGGAGGAGCGGAUGGCGCCCGGGCGGACUCCGUCGAUCCCAAAGCGAUCAGAGCCGCAUGCGCACCACGAUGACGGAGGCGAAUACUCUGGACUUCAACUGAUACCGCUGGAUCCUCAACAGGCACCCAAGUACUUAACCCCUGCUCUGCGGGGUCCCACUCAUCUAUCCGCUCUGCCUCCCUCCAGACAGUCGAACAGUAGCAUCCUAGUCUCGUAAGCUGUAUAUAAUAUACCCUAUUUGUAUCACACCAUAUCAAGGCGUUCCUUAUAUGCUCAACUCACAUAAUCUCAGAAUCGUUACGCGAUUGGUAGCAUCAAAUAUACCGCAUCUGUGUGAAAGUGAA
This is a messenger RNA of Drosophila rhopaloa, 1788 nucleotides long. Its product is annotated as prostaglandin D2 receptor. Gene Ontology annotation, biological process: inflammatory response; adenylate cyclase-activating G protein-coupled receptor signaling pathway; positive regulation of cytosolic calcium ion concentration. The coding region runs from base 310 to 1545 and encodes 411 amino acids. Gene Ontology annotation, cellular component: plasma membrane. The record is from RefSeq and is a predicted model, not a curated record. Gene Ontology annotation, molecular function: G protein-coupled receptor activity. The transcript has 5 exons. Lineage: Eukaryota; Metazoa; Arthropoda; Insecta; Diptera; Drosophilidae.